UUCUUCGUCUUUCUCUCUUCCCCUCUCGAACGAAACCCUCAUUUCCCAUUCCACUCCCAAAGAAACAAAAUAUCCCCCCUAAACCGUCCGAACGAACUUCUCAAACAAACCCUAAAGAUUCCAACACAUAACAAACUCAGAGCGAGUCUUGGAUGGAGCGCAAAUCGAAUCGCUGAGUUGAACCGGGUUGAAGAUCUGAGUCUCCAAAGUCCAAGCGGUGUUUGACGCGCGCUAAUGGGUGCCGCGGGCUCCAAGCUGGAGAAGGCUCUCGGCGACCAGUUCCCGGAAGGCGAGCGCUACUUCGGCCUCGAGAAUUUCGGCAACACUUGCUAUUGUAACAGCGUCUUGCAGGCUCUUUAUUUUUGUGUCCCAUUUCGUGAACAACUUCUAGAGUAUUAUGCAAACAACAAAAAUAUUGGGGACGCCGAAGAGAAUCUGUUAACAUGCUUGGCAGACCUAUUUACACAGAUAAGUUCGCAGAAGAAGAAAACAGGUGUCAUUGCUCCAAAGCGCUUCGUACAAAGAUUGAAGAAACAAAAUGAGCUUUUCCGUAGCUAUAUGCACCAGGAUGCCCAUGAAUUUUUGAAUUUUUUGCUGAAUGAACUUGUUGACAUACUGGAGAAAGAGGGCCAAGCUGCAAAAAGUGACCCUGAAACUUCAUCGCCUUCUGAUAAAGCUGCAAAUGGGCCAAAGAAUACUCUUGCCAAUGGUCAUCUAAAAGACCCUUUAGUAACCUGGGUGCACAAAAAUUUUCAGGGAAUACUCACCAAUGAAACGAAGUGCCUGCGAUGUGAGACAGUGACAGCAAGGGAUGAAACAUUUUUAGACUUGAGCCUUGAUAUUGAACAGAAUAGUUCAAUUACAAGCUGUUUGAAAAACUUCAGCUCCACCGAGACAUUGAAUGCGGAGGACAAAUUUUUCUGUGACAAAUGCUGUAGUUUGCAAGAAGCACAGAAGAGGAUGAAGAUAAAGAAGCCACCUCACAUUUUAGUCAUCCAUCUAAAGCGUUUCAAAUAUAUUGAGCAGCUGGGUCGCUACAAGAAGCUAUCAUACCGGGUUGUCUUCCCGCUUGAGCUGAAGCUGAGCAACACAAUGGAAGAUGCAGAUUCUGAGUAUUCCCUGUUUGCAGUAGUUGUCCAUGUUGGAAGUGGGCCCAACCAUGGCCACUAUGUCUGCCUUGUGAAAAGCCAUAACCAUUGGUUAUUUUUUGAUGACGAAAAUGUUGAGAUGAUUGAUGAGUCUUUUGUGCAGACAUUCUUUGGGUCAGCGCAGGAAUAUUCAAGUAAUACGGAUCAUGGGUACAUUUUAUUCUAUGAGAGCCUGGGCUGCAGUAACAAGAGCUGAGAAGAGGGGCUUUUGCAUUUACUUGGUUAGAUAUUUUAAUUACUUGGACUCAUUUUUCUUCUGUUUCUUAUGUCUUUUUUUUUUCUUUCUUAUUUCUUCUUUUUCCCUUUCUCAACCUAUGGAAAGGAGAUGUCAAAUGUCAAUGAGAUGUUAUGGGUUGUGAAAAAUGUAUACUUAGGGUGCUUGCCAUGUACAGUGGAAGUUGGAAGCACACUCUCCUUUUGGUUUUUCACAAUAAGAAGAAAAAGAGCAGUGUAUAUGGAUGGUGUGUGUGACAGAAUUUCACAGAGAAAGAAUGUAUUCUUCA
Messenger RNA from Alnus glutinosa, 1651 nucleotides. RefSeq names its product ubiquitin carboxyl-terminal hydrolase 4. The transcript has 6 exons. Gene Ontology annotation, biological process: protein deubiquitination. Bases 235 to 1344 code for a protein of 369 amino acids. Gene Ontology annotation, molecular function: cysteine-type endopeptidase activity; cysteine-type deubiquitinase activity. Lineage: Eukaryota; Viridiplantae; Streptophyta; Magnoliopsida; Fagales; Betulaceae. The record is from RefSeq and is a predicted model, not a curated record. Gene Ontology annotation, cellular component: cytosol; nucleus.